AUGAGCUUGCUCAUAUACCGGCAAGCCGCCGGCGCCACGGACAGCAGUAGCAACAACACCACUGCAGCUGGGACCUUGUCCGUCGGCGCGAUCGCCGGCAUAGCCAUCGCCGGCGCGAUCGUGCUCUUCAUUGGCCUGGCUCCCUUGCUGGUGUGGCUCGCCAGGUUGCAGGACCGUCACCAAGGCAGAACCCAAGACUUGCAGGUCGAAGACCUCGGGUUGCGGCCGCCGACAAAGAGGGCGACUGGUUUAAGCUAUCUCGAAGCACCGCCAACGGGCGAGUCAGAUGGCAGCGAGGGGCCCUCGGCCGAGGACGGAGGCGUCGGGAGCAAGCGGUCCAGCCAACAGCAGCAGAAACGGCUGCGCAAGAAGACGAGCAGCAAUACGAGCGAAACAACAUUGUUUGUCGAGGGCGGCGAGAAGGACGCAGCCUCCCACCACCGGGACUCUGGAGGGCAGAGGAAGAGUGACAAUGGGAGUGGUGUCGGCGGCGAUGUAUCAAUCAUCAGCCCCUUUCUCGCACGGCCGUACGAGUCCGCUAUCCAGUAUGAGCAGCGAGUGUUGUACGACGACGAGAAGGAGGACGACGUUGUCGCCAACAUGGUCAGGCUGUCGAACACGAGCCAGAAGAGAUCAUGGACCGGCGAGGACCAGAACGCCAGCGGGAGCAAUAGAUUGAGCGCUCUUGCUCUGAUCAAGUACGCAGGCAACAGCGAUGACGGCUAUAAUCAGUACAGCUCCAACGACAGCCGCACAGUGGCGACAGCCACGGCCGAGUCCGCAAGCGCCCACAUCAACACGACAGGCAGCAGGACGGUCCGCAGCUGGUUUCCUCAAACGCUCGGCAAGUCGCUCAGCCGGAAGCUCUCGUUUGGCGGGAGGAGUGUGGAGGAGAUUGUCGGCAACCCAAGAGUACUCAACAACGCCGGCAGCCAACGCAGUGCCGACGGCCAUGACGAGGAGAUCAGUGUCCACGACACUCCCCGGUCUACACCCGUCAUUGUCCACAACGGCGCCGACGGGGGCGACUACAUACACUCGUGGCAGGCUGGCACCGGCGCCGCGAACGCUCCGCCUGUGAUCCCCAGAGCACCCGCGUCCGUGAUUCACAACCCGCGCCAGCGUCUAACAUUGACGGCCGAGCCUUCUCACAAGCAGCAGAAGCUGUUGCUGCAGCAGCAACAACAGCAGAUGCAACAGCAGCAGCUCCUCCUGCUUCAUCAGCAGCAGCAGCAGCAGCAGAUGGCACAGCAGCAACAGCAGCAACAGCAGCAGCAGGAGCAGCAGGCACAAUCACCGCCCAAGAGGCCUGCGCGCUUCCGACAGAGCGCUACAGACUCGGAACUGACCGAGAUCCUGCGCAUGACCGCAGAACGCCUCGAGGAUCGGAGCCGUAGCGAGCGUCGCCAGCUUGUCGUCAACUCUGCCGCUGACAUUGCGGGCAGCGAGGACCUGAGAAACUCGAAGGAAGCCAGGAGGAGCAAGAGCCCCGGCAGGGUUUCCUCCAACAAGAGCAGCGCCAGGGAGACGAUGCUCUCAUCUGACACGACAGGCGACAAUAUCAACCUCAUCAUUCCCGCGCAGAGCGCCAACGCGAGCCUCGCCCCGAGCCCGGCGCAGAACACGCCUCUGCACCGCAGGCGCAUCUCGCACGUGUCCUUUGCGUCGAUGAUCUCGGAGCCUGAUAGCCUGGUGCCGGGUGACAACAAUCGGCCACUCUCGCAGACCGAGCCUUACUUGGCAAGCCAUCAGACACCCCUAUCUAGUCCAAGCCGGUACAAGAACCUGGCAGCAGAACAGCAGCAGCAGGCACAGGAGCGAGGUAGCCAAAUGCAGCAAAACUCACAGCAGAGGCAGCAUGGUACUGCAGUCGGCGGCAGCCACCGCCCCUUCUCACUCGCGAGCACCGAGUCAAGCGCCCUCUCAACAUUGUACAGUGAGGACGAGCCGGGGUCUGCACGUGCGAGCCCACAGAAUGUCGCAAGUCGAAGACAGCGUAACAGUCGCAAUGGUGUCGUCGGUAUUCCCCAGGGCUUACACCGCACCGACUCUCAGAGAAAGGCAUUGGCCGAAGUCCUGCGCCGAAGCCGUGACUUUGACGCCGAGAACGCAAACGACCUCAGCAUGUCUCCAGCCCCCUUGCGCUUGCGCAGCAGCACUCUUGUUGAUGGAACUCCUGCUGCUGAUGGAGCGGAUGGCAACACUGAUUAUUCUCCCUCGAUGAGGGACUUCCAGAUGAUUGACACUGAGACGCACACGAUACGAAGCAUUGUCGAUGGAGAAGGCAGCGAAAGUAAUAGUGCCAGGUACACCCUGAGUUUUGCCACGAUGCCCUCUCACAGCGUACAGACACCCCGAGCCACCAUCGAGCACGAUGAUGAUGAUCCUUUUGUAUCGGCUACACCCCAGCACAAUGCAAGAUUGUCGCAAUUGUUCUCGCCGCUGCCCAAAGACGGUCCCCGCCCAACUGCCAUGAACUCGGCAAGCGCAGCCAUCAAGGGUAGAUACUCUGGGGGCGUCUUGACCACUCCAAGUAGCACAAGCACUAAGCCGAAGCGCGGUGCUGAGACAGCUUCGACCAUGGAUGAAAACAGCCGGGCAACAUCGCCCAGCAAGAGGCUGACAAUCUACCUCACAAAGGCCACGCCAGAGGCAGAAACGCCGACACCCAUGCCAAUGCGCACGCCUCAGCGGCAUCAGCAGCGUCAGAUGCAGGGACUCGACGGCUCUCCCACAUUGGGACCUCUCGAUCUGACUUAUGAAACACCGGGAGCAUACUCCGAGACGCGGUUGAGCUCGCUGUACGAUAGCUACCACUACUCAGACCGCUCCGAGUACAAGUCGGCGGGGGCGCGGACGUAUGGCGACCACAACAAUGCUCAGCAGAGCACGACGACACUGGCGACGACACCAACGAGUACCGACUUCUCGUCGCUUCGCGAGGUGUCGAGAUAUAGACGUGACAAGAUGAAGGACCUUGACGGCGACAAUACCGAUGGUGGUGGCACAGACAGCGACGCCACCAUCGAGCGUAUCGUUGAAGACGUGCUGCUGCCGAGUCGGGCCAAGAACUAUCACGACGAGCCAUACAAGGCGAUCUCCUCCUCCUCAGCCACGCCUUCAGGGGCUGAUAGGCGCUCAAGGGACAGCUCGUUCCGGCAGAGCAAGGAUCUGGAGGGCGAUGAUGGCACGCAUGGUGAGCAAGAUACGCUCAGACGCUUGUCGACCUUUGAGGGAGACGCCAAGAAAAUGAACUCGAUGCGAGUGACGCAGGCCAUUGCCGAGCUGCGGCGCAUGAACAGCCAGGUCAGCUCGGCGAGCGGACACACCGCGUCCAUCAGCGAUGCAGAAGGCAUCCACGGUAGUGCUCAUGGUGAUGGAGACGACUUCGACAGCCCGACACUGCCACAGCUUCGCGGCGGCGGCUUCAGCCCCGGCAAGCGAGGUUCGUCCAUCCUCGGCAGGCGCAAUUACCUCGCGAUCGGAAGCAACACGAGUAGCAACAGAACCAGCUAUGCGAGUGCCGAAGGUCCGACCGGUAGUGAGAAGGGCGAUGCUGCCCGAAAUUCGAGCCCGCGCCGAAGAAACAACCAGCACAGAACCCCAGCCGAGCGCAGGGCUGCGUGGAGGCGCACCAUGGCGGACCCGAGCACAGCUGGCAGUACCAGCACGGAGCCGUGGGCUGUUGAGGAAAAGAGCACCGACCACGAUCAGUGGCUAAGUCGCCAGGCCCUAGCUGAGACAUUGGCAAGACGGAGUGGUGAAAUAUGA
Molecule: messenger RNA, 3771 nt
Organism: Microdochium trichocladiopsis
Lineage: Eukaryota; Fungi; Ascomycota; Sordariomycetes; Xylariales; Microdochiaceae
Exons: 1
Coding region: 1-3771 (1256 amino acids)
Source: RefSeq, a predicted model, not a curated record